Salvelinus namaycush (lake trout) is the source of this 1188-nucleotide messenger RNA. RefSeq names its product zinc finger protein 180-like. The transcript has 2 exons. The record is from RefSeq and is a predicted model, not a curated record. The annotation marks the transcript as partial. Gene Ontology annotation, biological process: negative regulation of transcription by RNA polymerase II; regulation of cytokine production; regulation of immune system process. Lineage: Eukaryota; Metazoa; Chordata; Actinopteri; Salmoniformes; Salmonidae.
AUGACUGAGACAGAUGUACCCAUGACUGAGACAGAUGUACCCAUGACUGAGACAGAUGUACCCAUGACUGAGACAGAUGUGUCCGUGGCUGAGGCAGGUGUGUCCGUGGCUGAGGCAGAUGUGUCCGUGACUGAGGCAGAUGUGUCCGUGACUGAGGCAGAUGUGUCCGUGACUGAGGCAGAUGUAUCCAAAGGGAAGAGAACUCACUGCUGCUCUGACUGUGGGAAGACAUUCACCUCAUCAGGCAUUAAAAUUCAUCAGAGAAUCCACACAGGAGAGAAACCUUAUAGCUGUGAUCAAUGUGGGAAGAGUUUUGUUCAAUCUGGCAAUCUGACAUCACACAAGAGAACACACACAAGAGAGAAACCGUAUAGCUGUUGUCAAUGUGGGAAGAGUUUUACUGAGUCUGGAUGUCUGACUAAACACCAGAGAACACACACAGGAGAGAAACCUUAUAGCUGUGAUCAAUGUGGGAAGAGUUUUGGUCAAUCUGGCCAUCUGACAGUACACCAGAGAAUACACACAGGAGAGAAAUCCUAUAGCUGUGAUCAAUGUGGGAAGAGUUUUAUUACAUCUAACAUUCUGACUCAACACAAGAGAACACACACAGGAGAGAAACCUUAUAGCUGUGAUCAAUGUGGGAAGAGUUUUAUGGCAUCUAACAUUCUGACUCGACACAAGAGAACACACACAGGAGAGAAAUCUUAUAGCUGUGAUCAAUGUGGGAAGAGUUUUGGUCUAGCUGGAGAACUGACAGUGCACCAGAGAAUACACACAGGAGUGAAACCCUUUAGCUGUGGUCAGUGUGGCAAGAGUUUUGCUGCAUCUAGCAAUCUGACAGUGCACCAGAGAACACACACAGGAGAGAAAUCGUAUGGCUGUGAUCAAUGUGGGAAGAGUUUUGUUCAAUCUUACCAUCUGACAUUACACCAGAGAACACACACAGGAGAGAAACCCUUUAGCUGUGGUCAAUGUGGGAAGAGUUUUGCUGCAUCUAGCAAUCUGACAGUGCACCAGAGAACACACACAGGAGAGAAACCCUAUAGCUGUACUCAAUGUGGGAAGAGUUUUACUCAGCUAAGCAACCUGAUAUCACACCAGAGAACACACACAGGAGAGAAAUCUUAUAGCUGUGAUCAAUGUGGGAAGAGAUACUCUGAUAAAAGAUCUCUGAUCAAACAUCAGAAA